GAAAAAGAAAAUCUCGACUGGUGUGAGAGAGUGCAAUCGCACCGAAGCUUUUAUAGACUGGUAAAUGGAGAUGAUGUUAUAAUGAGACUUGUGUAACUUGUAUUUUAGAAGAGAUUGGAUCUGAGAAAGAGAGAGAGAGAUGUCUUCUUCUUCAUCUUCUAAUCGACGGACAGGGGGGUUUUUGAGGUGCUGUUUGGUGGUGUUUGCUGUUUCAUCAGCUUUGUAUGUUUCAGGACCUGCUUUGUAUUGGAGGUUUAAGAAGGGGAUUAGAUGGGGAGGUGUUGGUGAUGGUGGGAAUAUCCUCCCUUCUUGUGGGCCAUGUAUCUGUGAUUGCCCACCUCCUUUGGCUCUCCUUAAUGUAGCACCAGUGCUGAUCAACCUCUCCAUUACAGAUUGCGGGAGGCACGAUCCGGAUCUCAAUGAGGAGAUGGAGAAGCAGUUCGUCGAUCUCUUGACAGAAGAAUUGCGGUUGCAUGAGACAGUUGCAGAAGAACACAGCCAUCACAUGAACCUCACUUUCAUAGAAGCUAGGAGGCUGGCUUCCCAGUACCAGCAAGAGGCUGAGAAAUGUAAUACUGCGACUGAGACCUGCGAGGAAGCCAGAGAGAAGUCCCAAGCAGCCCUGACUAAAGAGAAGAAGGUGACGGCCACGUGGGAGCGGCGGGCCCGCCAGUUGGGUUGGGAAGGGGCGUAGAUCCAACGGACAGAUGUUGCAUAAGCUGUACUUUUCCAUCUCGUUGCCAUCUUAAUUAUGUAGUAAUCUGCCUCAGCUGUAAUCUUUUUUGUUGCACAAUUAGAUUUUAUCUUUCUAUAUUCAUACCCCUCCCCAGUGCAUGAAUCUAUUUCUUUGAGAAGGGGAAAAAUAGAGGAAAAAAAAUCAAAGUUUCCUAAUGCCCCUUUGAGCUGGGGGCAUUAACUCAUCAACACAUAAAAGUUGCCCAAGGACUAAGAGUGGUAUAUGAGUGAUUUUGAUUUUUUGACCACUGUCAA
Molecule: messenger RNA, 990 nt
Organism: Magnolia sinica
Lineage: Eukaryota; Viridiplantae; Streptophyta; Magnoliopsida; Magnoliales; Magnoliaceae
Exons: 3
Coding region: 140-694 (184 amino acids)
Source: RefSeq, a predicted model, not a curated record